UUUCGUUUCAAAAUUCGUACAAGUGAAUCACAUUUUUAUCUUAUCUAUAAAAUGGAAUCAACCGAUUAUGCUUUCAAGCCUUACAACUGGCUUAACGAAGCUGCGAUUUUCAACAAAAACAAGGAGCGAAUACCAUUCGAAUGGCUCGAGGCGAACGCAGAUAUUAUUGUCCUACUUUUCUCAGCCGGCAUAACCGACAAGGAUGGGAUAAUCGAGAAAUUCUACGAUAUUUAUGAAAACGUUAAAUUCGUCAACGUACCUAUCGAAGUUAUUUAUAUACCUCUGGACGAAGAUGAAGAGGAAAUGUCUAAGGCUUACGAAAAACAAGCUAAUUGGUUCACUCUUAAUUUUGCGUGCCCCUUAAUACCUGUGCUUAAAUAUAUGUAUGGAAUUACAUGCAUUCCACACUUGUUAGUGAUUAGAGUUGAUGGGACAAUAAUUUCUAGCCAUGCAAUAUUAGAUUUGGAGGAAUAUGGUAAGAAUGCGGUCAUAACUUGGCUAUCCAAGUCAUCUUCCACUAAAAUACAUAGGCGAUUCAGCAAAGAACUGUCAAUGUAUGGAAAAAACUGGCAUCACAUUAAUGCAGAUCCAAAUAAAAUAUCAAAGGCACAUUACAGUAGAAAAUUCUCUAAUUAUUUACCCGGGAGUAGUUUAAAAUUCCCAGCAGCAUCAAAUUUAUCUAGCUCUAUCUAGGCAAGAUUUUUUUGCAUA
This is a messenger RNA of Pararge aegeria (speckled wood butterfly), 711 nucleotides long. RefSeq lists its product as uncharacterized. The coding region runs from base 52 to 693 and encodes 213 amino acids. NCBI's taxonomy places the organism in Eukaryota, Metazoa, Arthropoda, Insecta, Lepidoptera, Nymphalidae. Gene Ontology annotation, biological process: photoreceptor cell maintenance; sensory perception. The record is from RefSeq and is a predicted model, not a curated record. The transcript has a single exon.